CCGUGAAUAUCCUCGUCCAGCCAUUGCCGACACCAUGGCACGCAAAGCCAUCCAGAAUGACCAGAUCGUGAAGCUCAUUGUCGGCGCAGGCCAGGCAUCGCCCUCGCCGCCCGUCGGUCCUGCCCUCGGUUCCAAAGGUGUCAAGUCCAUGGACUUUUGCAAGGAAUUCAAUGCGCGAACGGCAAACUAUGUCCCAGGCACACCAGUCCCCGCGCGAGUGACAGUCCGACCCGACCGAUCCUUCCAUUUCGAGAUCCGAACACCUCCUACUGCGCAAUUACUCCUUUCCGCUGCGGGCGUGAGUCCCAUCAAGAACAAGCUGAAAGGCGCGGGCAAUACAGCAGGGCCGAAGUCGAAGUCAGGAGUGCUGGGUGCGGGCAAAGCAUCGUUUCAUGGCGGCACGGCGCCCGGGAAUGCUGGAAUGGGUCACGUUGGAAAAGUGAGCCUGAAGCACGUGUACGAAAUUGCGAAGAUCAAGCAGAGCGAGACACGGCUGUCUGGCAUAAGUUUGGAGUCACUGGCCAAGAGUGUGAUUGCACAGGCCGGGAGUAUAGGAGUGGUUGUCGAGCCCUGAGGGAGCAGAACUGGAAUUCGGGCAAUUGCAUAGCGCUGGCUGAAAAUGUACAAAGAAGUCACGAGGCAUGGCGUUUAGGGGCGGCAAUACCCAGCCUGGGAGGGCAUGUAAGAUAUGGGAAAUAAAUCGCGACUAUGGCUUCACGUACGCGCCAAGAUAUGGCUGAUCACUUCAAGCAAGAGGCGAUGUACCGAGACCAGAUGUCUUUUGACGUAAAAUCCGCGUGUCAUUGCACUCUGGAUUAUGCAUUAAAAGUAUAUACAGAUCCCAUCUGCUGCGAUGGGAAGUUGCACAGCGUUAGGUCAUGACCAUCUGAUGUUCCACCUCCUGCGAAGCUGCUCUCAGCUUCGCUCCUCGCCAUUAACUCCCGAAGUCUAUGCAUCUGUCUAUGCACAUCUACCGCCAAACUCCUUCGCUGCGGAUGCACCUCUCUAGGCUGUUGAGCGAAUGUGGCUGUACAAAUACACAAAAAGCGAAUGUAGGGUAUCUCGAACCGCGAGCCAUCGGUUGAAGGUCAACCACGCUCAAAACAGACAUUGCGCCACGCUUGCUUCCUGCUGCAAGCUCAAAAGGGUUCGUUGUCGGGUUGAUGAAGCGCUGAAAUGCUCGUCAUAAUGCUGAAAUAAAUGCGCCAUGCAAUGCAGUCGUGAAUUCAUUGCCGCCAGUCAAGUGGCGAAUGCCGAAAUACGGUCUUUCUCGUGUUCUUCCAAGUCUCCAGCAGCUUCAUUACGCUUUUUGAUAUUCGUUAUCGGAGGAUGAAGCUAGUGUGUCGCCUUCCCAGGAAUCGUCGGUCACUGGUGAUCGCAUGCCAGUCGAUGGCUCGCGGCUGCUGCUGGAGAAGCUGGAAGAAGAUCCGAUUGUCCAUUCGUCGCUGUCGCCGUGGAGUGCCAAUUCGUACUCGUCAAUGUCCGCAAUACCGUAUGCGUACAUUUCCUUCUCCUCGCCAUGCUCCACGUAGUCGUAGUCCCAUCGGAACAUCUUGCCAGGCUGCAGGCGAGGCAAGAAGCUGCCUUUUGCGAUGAAGUAGGCAAUUGCUGCGAUGAUGCUACCGCCGACCAAAUCAAUGGCGUAGUGGUGGCUCAAGUACAUUGUAGCAUACCACAUCCAGAGUGUGUAGAUGACAAACAAUGGUCGGAGCUUUGGAAAUGUGUGCGACAUGAACAGCGCCUCGAUGGUGGCGUUUCCGGAGUGCAGCGAUGGGAAAGCUCCGAAGACCAGUGGAGAUGCCGUAAACGUUGAUGUGUAGAGAUCAAUCCCAAACAGCUUGUCGAUUGCGGCCAGACCAGCAGGAGAGCCAGGAAUCGAGUAGUUAGCUGGUGCCAAUCCGUACAGGUUCUCGUACCAGGGUGCACUGCAUGGGAAGAGAAUCUGGAUCAUGACACCCGCCAUGUUCAUGUAGCCAAAGGCUCUCGCGAAUGUGGGGGUUGUGCCUGGUGGUCCGAAGAUGAACAUCAGCCCAGAGCAGACAAAGGGUGCUCCGAAGUGCGUGAUGCCGUAUGGUAACCACGCGAGCACAUCGAGAAACGAGUUCUUGUGUGCUGAGAGGAUGUUGCUCAGAUUUGCACCAUAAAGAAUAUUCUCCAUUGCAGGAAGCACUCGCACCCAGAUCCCGGGUCUGUACUCGCCGGGGAUGAAUUGACAGGCGUAGAAGAGUACGAGCCAUCCUGCGAUUGGGAGAAAGGGCAGGAAAAACUGCCUUGUGAUAGGUAUCACCAAGCUCGUCAUGAGCGCAGUCGCCACCGCCGUCUUGAACAGAGGGCUCUUGCCAUCUAUCAUGCACAAGCUGAAUAUGCCGACCACAGCCAAGAAGAGAUAUUGCGCGUCAUAGUAGCUCCAUUGAUGCGUCCGAAGGGCUCGAAUGGUGUCUGCGGGGUUGAAAGAGGUUUCGAUGGAGGCUAUUGAGGAGGUCGGUGUCGCUCGUGAUCGGAUUUUUGAACGCGUUGAUCUGAACUUCCGUCGGAUGCGAUGUGGUAUGUAGACGGGGAUGGCGGGCAGCGAUAUGCGAGGCAUGGUGAAGAAGCGGGUGGGCGAGCCUUCUCCAAAGGAGAAGUACUGCGUCCGCAUGGUUCGAGGCUCGGUGGUCGAUAGAAGAGCGGGCGCUCCUGGAGGUUGUUGUUGACACCGGGCUGUUCCACCGAGACCCACUGGUGCUGUGCUGCUGCGGCUGUGUUGAGACUCGGUGCAGCUGGCGACGGGCGUUGCUGCGGUGCUCGCGUGACACGACACUGGGGAUGUGCAAAAGGCAAACUCUGCGCGCAGCAGAUCCAGCACACAAAGAGCGUCUCCACUGGCAGAGGCGUUGGGUUAUAGUGUGAAAUUUGGUCCGCAGAUCGUUGUCGCUAGGGAGGGCGAUUAAGAUGAGGUGGACUGCUCGCGGCGGCGCACGGAUGCUCGCCAGACGACACAAAUCCGGCAGAACAGCGCGCGCUCAGCUGGCCACAGGAUGCGAUGCGACGCGGAGGGCGGAAGAGGAGCGUUGUUGCACUGUCAAUUUGGGCGAAACGCGUUGAAAUGAGGUUUGUGGGCGAGGGCAAAAGCAGGUGU
This is a messenger RNA of Cercospora beticola, 3118 nucleotides long. RefSeq names its product mitochondrial 54S ribosomal protein uL11m (gene MRPL19). Gene Ontology annotation, molecular function: large ribosomal subunit rRNA binding; structural constituent of ribosome. The record is from RefSeq and is a predicted model, not a curated record. Gene Ontology annotation, cellular component: ribosome; mitochondrial large ribosomal subunit. Gene Ontology annotation, biological process: translation. NCBI's taxonomy places the organism in Eukaryota, Fungi, Ascomycota, Dothideomycetes, Mycosphaerellales, Mycosphaerellaceae.